AUGAAGUCAGAAAACCACAGGCAGCGCUCCCCGCCGGUGCCUUCCGCUGCGGAUCAUUUGACAUGUCCCUUCCCAGGAGGGCCAGGCCAGGCACGCUCCAGCUCCGGCACCAUGGACCAGAGGGGGAUCCUGCUGCAGAACCUGGAGAGGGCCCAAGGCAAGAAGCUCAGCCCAGGAGAGUUUGCAGAGGAAUUUUUGAAGCUGAAGAGACAGUCAACAAAGUACAGAUCGGAUAAAAUCUACCCUACAGCAGCGUCUGAGCAGCCAGAGAACCUCAAGAAGAACAGAUACAAGGACAUCUUACCUUUUGACCACAGCCGAGUGAAGCUGUCCCUGAUUACUUCGGACACAGAUUCUCAUUACAUCAACGCCAACUUCAUCAAGGGUGUCUAUGGGCCAAGAGCGUACAUUGCAACCCAGGGUCCUCUCCCCACUACUGUCAUUGACUUUUGGAGGAUGAUUUGGGAGUAUGAAGUCCUGGUCGUGGUCAUGGCUUGUAUGGAGUUUGAAAUGGGGAAGAAGAAAUGUGAGCGGUACUGGGCGGAGGUGGAUGGCUCCCCCCUGCACUGUGGCCCUUUCUCCAUCACCUGUGAGGCUGAGGAGAAGAGGACUGAGUAUGUGAUUAGAACUUUAAAGGUGACCCUGAACGAGGCAACCCGCACCAUCUACCACUUCCACUACAAAAACUGGCCGGACCACCACGUGCCCUCAUCCAUCGAGCCCAUCCUGCAGCUCGUCAGGGACAUUCGCUGCUACCAGCCCGAUGACAGGGUCCCUGUCUGCAUCCACUGCAGUGCUGGCUGCGGCAGAACCGGCGUCAUCUGCGCCAUCGACUACACCCAGAAGCUGCUGAAGGAUGGGAUUGUUCCAGUGAACUUCAGUGUUUUCAGUCUGGUGCAGGAAAUGCGCACACAGAGACCUUGCAUCGUGCAGACCAAGGAGCAGUAUGAGCUGGUUUACGAUGCAGUGAUUGAGCUCUUCAAAAGGCAGAUUCAAGCACUCGAUGCCCAGACAGAUUCUGCUGCUUCACAGGAAGGAGUAGGGCAUCCUGUGGCCAAGCCGGUCCUGACUCCAGUGGAAGACAUUUAUGGCCUGAGUUUGCUCACCUGCUCAGAGCGAGAGGAGCAUGCUCCACACCAACAUCUCCCUCAAAAGCAGCACGGGCACCAACAUCUCCCUCCGGUGGCGCAGAGCAAAACGUCCCUGCCCGCUCUGUGUGCCCCAGGAGCACAGCACAGCCCUACCCGGGGAGUGCCCCCCAUCAGACAAGCCAUCUCCUUCGGUGCUCUGAACUUCAUCAGCUGCAGGAAGGCAGCUGCUGGCGAGCCCUGGGGCGCUGGGGACGCCUCUCAGAAACGCCGCAGCUGGGAGCUGGAGCUGGACACAAAGGGAGCAGGCAGGAGGGGGCCUGGUGGCAGAGCACCUCUGGCAUGGACUGCAUCGACCCCUCUGGCGCUGGGGCAGCAGGGAGAAAGCUGGGGAUGGGACGCAGGGGGUGCCAAGCCUGUCUGGAAUCCACAGUGGCCAACAGCCGGCCACUCGAGCUUCCAGGAUGGAUUUUGCCCUGUGGACCUGAACCCCUCCAGACGAGCAGCAGAUGGCUCCCCAGGCCAGAGGAACCGGGGGCAAUGCUCUCACUCCUACCUGUGCUCAGCAGAAGACCCCUACUUCUCAUCACUCUCUCCAGAUGAGCCCGUGUCCCCCGUGUCCCCCGCAUUUCCCUUUCUGGAGGGGCAGGAUGAGCUCCUCCCUUCAUGCUCAGCCAGUGCCCCGCUACAGCCCACCACCGCCAGCUCCCCAACAUCCCAGCACGCUCCCCUCAACCAGGACAGGACCUUCCCCUCGGCCCCCCUGCCACAGCCUGAUGAUGAUGAUGCUCCUCCACCCCUGCCCCAGCGCACCCCCGAGUCCUUCAUUGUGGCCAGCGAGCCGGGACAAUUUCCUGAGGCCGCUUCGGAUUUCCAGCUUCCAGACAGAAAUCCAAAUAUUGGAACCUCCUGGGAGUGGAGUGGCGAGUCUCACUCAAAGGGGUUUCCUGACCCUGUGAGACUGAGACCAUGUAAGAGUGUGAAGCUUUGGAGCCCACGAACAGAGACAAGCCAGGAUCGCUCUAAUUCUCCUCCUCCGCUUCCUGAAAGAACCCCGGAGUCGUUUGUUCUUGCUGAGGCAGCAAGUCUGCAGCCUGCUGCAAGAAAUUCCUCAAGUCCUGCAGGUUUGGAUAACAAGAGCUCAGAAACAUCAUCCAAAGAACUCAUGAAAUGCUUCAGGAGGAGCAAGAGCUUGAAAAUAUUGAAAAAUGUGAAAAAAAGCAUCUGCAGUCCAUCUUCACUGAUGAAAUCAUCAGAACCUGCCCCGACAAACUCUUCAAGGUCUUUCCUUAACUUUGGCUUUGCAAAUCGAUUUUCAAAACCUAAAGGACCAAGAAAUCCACCCCCAGCAUGGAAUAUUUAGAUGUAUUCUACAGACUUGGCGUUGCAGAUUUGUGAAGUCACUCUGAAAUACUUGGAAAGCCCAUCCCAGUGAAGCUUCCACCAAAAUAAACACAUCCAAAGCUGUUACACGGUAUUGGCAGCUCAGGCACUACUUGCACAUUCACUGAAUUUAAAUCUGGAGUUUUAAAGUCAAGAAUGUAAAAGUACCAGCAGCUUUCAGUUAAUUCACAAUGGGAUGGAAGGUAAACCUUGGAAUGCAAGAUUUUUCCUAAAGAGGGACAUACUUUUGUCGUGUUUUGGAAUGUAAUCACUUCAAAAGGAUGGAUUUGAGCAUAAACUGAUGAUGGGACCCAGUGAAGACUAUGGAAUGAUCUGGAAAGCCAAGGGAGCAGAGUGAGGUGGAUCAAGACCCUCCCUCACAUUUCCAGAUCUUCUGUAAUCAAAGGCACUGAAAUGUUUACAUUGCUUGGACUAAGCGGGAAUUAGCAUCCCAAAUUUUAGAAAUAAUAUAAGCUUUUGGUUUUUCCCCCCAUCUGAGUGAAUCAGAGCAUUUGUCUGGAUUUUGGGGCAGUAAGACUCGAGAGGGUGACUGAUCCCAUAGAAACUAAACCGGUGUAACUGGACUGCACAAUUGGCUGACCUGGCUGCUCUUCUAUGUGGGAAAAAAAAAUUCCCAAAACACCACGACAGCAAGCACAAUGUUGUUGUAUUUUUAAAACCAUUCUGUUUUUAAGGAUUUGUGAUUCUCCAGCACAGAAUUUCAGGUGGGAACAGGGAAGACAAGAUUUCUUGCCAGAUUCCUCACCAGAUUCCACCAACCAAGGUGGGAUUUGGGGAAUUUGGUCAAGAAGAAUCUGCUGACCACUUCUGGAAUGGAAAACUCAGCUGGUUUCAAGUUGGGGGAACAGCCAAUAUUGUCUUUUUUUUUACUCUAGUCACAGGUUUUCUUAACAGCAGAAAACAAUGAAAGCCGUUACCCAAAUUAUAUUUCUGUUUCUCUCAGGCUGGACAGGGUCUGGACUAACCUGGUGUAGUGAAAAGUGCCUCAGCCCAUGACAGGGGGUGAAAUGAGAAUUUAAAGUUCCUCCCAACCCUUAACAUUCUGUGACUCAAUAAUUUUGUUCCAUCCCGCUGCCAUGGGUAGGGAUGGCCUCCUUAGACUCGCUCCAACACCUCCACAUCAUCUCCCUCACGGGGAAAACCUCCGCAGCACCUCACAGUCGGUGUUUAAUGGAUGAAGCACUUUAGAACAAGCGAUAAACGCCAUUAAAAUAAAAGUUUUUUACCUCUUCCCACUCCCUGGUCCGCUCUCCCUCAGCGCUUUCCCGCCCUGCCCCCGCCGGCCCACGU
Messenger RNA from Prinia subflava (tawny-flanked prinia), 3782 nucleotides. RefSeq names its product protein tyrosine phosphatase non-receptor type 22 (gene PTPN22). Lineage: Eukaryota; Metazoa; Chordata; Aves; Passeriformes; Cisticolidae. The record is from RefSeq and is a predicted model, not a curated record. Bases 1 to 2451 code for a protein of 816 amino acids. Gene Ontology annotation, cellular component: cytoplasm; nucleus. Gene Ontology annotation, biological process: negative regulation of p38MAPK cascade; negative regulation of tumor necrosis factor production; regulation of non-canonical NF-kappaB signal transduction. The transcript has 21 exons. Gene Ontology annotation, molecular function: non-membrane spanning protein tyrosine phosphatase activity.